Messenger RNA from Symsagittifera roscoffensis, 2874 nucleotides. RefSeq names its product ribose-phosphate pyrophosphokinase 1-like. The record is from RefSeq and is a predicted model, not a curated record. Gene Ontology annotation, cellular component: cytoplasm; ribose phosphate diphosphokinase complex. NCBI's taxonomy places the organism in Eukaryota, Metazoa, Xenacoelomorpha, Acoela, Convolutidae. Bases 1270 to 2223 code for a protein of 317 amino acids. The transcript is spliced from 6 exons. Gene Ontology annotation, molecular function: magnesium ion binding; ATP binding; ribose phosphate diphosphokinase activity. Gene Ontology annotation, biological process: ribonucleoside monophosphate biosynthetic process; 5-phosphoribose 1-diphosphate biosynthetic process; purine nucleotide biosynthetic process.
AAAUUUAUUAUUGCGGACUGACUAUUUUGAGGAAGUUUCGUUUGUGCUUCCCUUACAAAUUUUCUACUCUUCUUAAAUUGAAUAGCGAAUGCGUAUAACUUGAACGUGUUCCUUAAGGCAAUAUAGGUUCAUAAACAGUCAUUUUGAGUUGAACAUUACCAUCUCUACCUACUGUUUUUUCUCUGAAUAAGUUUUUGAACCAAUAUAAAUAUUUAUUUAUUCAGGUUUAAUUAUUUGGGUAGUUUCAUUUUGAUAUUGAGGGUUACUGUUGGUAGAUAGAUAGUGCUUCUGGUUAUUUACCUACUUGAAAGCUCGUGGUACAUUAGUGCGGUGAUUUGUGAAAAUUGAUUAAAGAAUAUUGAUUUGUUUAGUAUUCGCAGUUACUUAUUGUGUGUGAAGAAUCUGCACGAAGCCGAUCUAUCUACCAUUACCAUUACUACUACUGCAUGUUUCUGUCUCUUUUCUUUUGUGGAGAGUGGUGUAAUGUGCCAAUGAAGCUUCAGUGCUUUUUCGAACCAUACAAAAAAGCUUUCUUACUUCUCGUGCGAAGCCAUUGUUUGGUCAGUGUAUCCGACCGAACACCUUUUACUCUGGUCGCGUUCGACAAUUGAAAGUAAAUUAGUAUGAAUUAUGCUGCGAUCAGUUGCUGCAAACCGUAUUGCUGCGUUUUGUUGCUCGUUUAGUAAAUCUGUUUUUACGUCGCUCAGACUAUAUUGCCAGUACUCCAUCCCGAUUGUACACUGGUAACAAGAUACAUUACUGCACUUAAUUUUGCUCCAGUCUUGUUUUUUUGCUAUUUCUCUCAAUUGUAAAUCUGAACCGCCUUAGAAUUGGAUUACGGAAUUGAUGCAAACUACUUGAGACCAGCUCCUUUUCCUAUUUACCAUUUACUGUCUUUGUGUGUUCAAUAGUAUUCGCUUUCUAGCAAAUCAUAUUCACGCCCAUUCUGUGGCCUUUAGACAGUUAGUCUUGAGAACCUACAAAUAACAUCGUGUUUUCAUCUCUAUCUCAUCCACAUUUUUUUUGCAAUGGAUCGUUUCAAUGAAGCUGGUUUAGCAUCACCGGUAAUUUGUUUAUUCAAAAUGGCCUCAGAUAUCAUCUGAUGAUAUGAAUCCGUUUAAACUUUUGAAAGGAGACUUACUGCUUUGACCCUCGCUUUUUAUUUUAUACAUAUCUUUACUCUUUACACAAGUUAUUGCUUGGCCCGUUGCCUUACUAUUACUGCUUAUACCCAUGGUGUAAAUUCAAUCAUCCAACCGCAUCAUCAAAAUGACAAUCAAAAUAUUCUCUGGUAACGUGUCCCAGGUUCUGGCCGAGAAAGUUGCCAACCUUCUUUCCACCUCUCUCGGUUAUGCUAAGUCGGCCAAAUUCGCCAACGGAGAACUGAAUGUGGAGAUAGGAGAAAGUGUGAGGGGAGAGGAUGUGUACAUCAUCCAGUCGGGAUGUGGGGAGAUCAACGACAACCUGAUGGAGCUUCUGAUCAUGAUUAACGCCUGCAAGAUAGCCAGUGCACAGAGAGUGACGGCCGUGAUCCCACUCUUCCCGUAUGCCAGACAGGACAAGAAGGAUAAAAGCAGGGCACCCAUAUCUGCCAAACUGGUGGCCAAUAUGCUCUCUGUGGCUGGAGCAGAUCACAUUAUUACUCUGGACCUACAUGCAUCUCAAAUACAGGGGUUCUUCGACAUCCCUGUGGACAACCUGUACGCGGAGCCAGCGGUGAUUCGAUGGAUCCAAGACCACGUUGAUAAUCACGAAGAAGCGGUGGUUGUUUCCCCUGAUGCCGGAGGAGCCAAGCGGGUGACUGCAAUCGCGGACAAGCUGAAUAUCAACUUUGCCCUCAUUCACAAGGAGCGGAAGCGAGCAAAUGAGGUGGCCUCUAUGGUACUGGUUGGAGAUGUUUCUGGGAGGACUGCGAUUCUUGUUGAUGACAUGGCAGAUACCUGUGGAACCAUGUGUCAAGCUGCCACAAAGUUAAAAGAGGCAGGUGCCACCAAGAUCUACGCCAUGUUGACGCACGGCAUCUUCUCUGGCAAUGCACUUGAGAAGAUAGGACAGUCGUGCAUGGAGGCGGUAGUAGUCACCAACACCAUCCCCCAAGACGAGCAUAGGAGUACUUGUAGUAAAAUUAAGGUUAUCGACAUCUCAACUAUUUUGGCAGAGGCAAUCAGACGAACCCAUAAUGGAGAGUCAGUUUCCUACUUGUUCAAUAACGUGCCCAUGUAGAAAAUGGUCUUGCCGAAAUAUCCAACUGCAAAGAAAAACCCAGUGGACAAAACUUAAAACUCAAAUAUUAUUUCUGCCAUCGUCUCUUUGUACUAACUGUCCCGAUUCAUCUAGAAUACAUGUCAUACUGAACUGACCCAACCUUGGCCCAAUUUGCAGUAUCAUAUUUUGAAAUGUAGUCUAUCGACCCAAACUGGUCAUUUUUGAUUUUUUUGAAUAGCUGGACUAUUUUGUGAUUUGGCAAUGUUGCUAACUUAUUUUCUUUUGAAAAAGCUUCAUCGAAUGGAUUGAAUUUAACAAUCGCAAAAACUGUGUCUUUGAAAUCAUGCCCUGGCACAUUAUCAGCAAAAUCCGCAUUUCAUGUAAUUGAAAGCUAAACAGCAGACUAGUUUAUAAAAGGUGUUUCUGAUAUAGGCAAUGAUGUAGCGAAGACUUUGAUAGGUCGAGGUGAUUUUUUUCAGGAAGGUCUUGUAGUUUAAUGACGCUUAAAUUUGUUUUACGCGGUUUGAUUUGACAUUUUCUGAAUUGAAUUCAUUUCCUUUGUUCUAAGGAAGGUAAACUCAACUGCUGAAGUGUAAAGGUCACGCUCACGAAAACUUGAUCCACUUCUAAUUUCGAAGUUGAUUUUAAUUUUCAGAUUACCCAGCGGAA